AUGCGUGUUGAUCCCGCCGUGCUCAUUGAGCUCAUGAAAGAAAUGCUCAAGUGGCGUGCUCCUGAAGCAAUAGUGCAGAUAUACCUCAACGCCCUCUUCGUCAACGUGAACAUUAUGACGUUGUUCUACCUCAACGGGUGCGAGCGCGAGCUAGCUCCGAACAUGAGCCCGGACCUUGAACUAGCCUACUUCCGCUAA
Molecule: messenger RNA, 198 nt
Organism: Postia placenta MAD-698-R-SB12
Lineage: Eukaryota; Fungi; Basidiomycota; Agaricomycetes; Polyporales; Adustoporiaceae
Exons: 2
Coding region: 1-198 (65 amino acids)
Source: RefSeq, a predicted model, not a curated record